AGUAAAAGUAUAGCUAAGGACUUUCUUUGACCAAACAGCCCCAUUAACAUUCAUGAAAAUAAAUAUACAAGACAGCUGCAUGCGCGCGUUAGAGCGCAAACGAAAUACAGUAGAGUUGUGUCCUUCCGGCUUUGGAGGGGUACUUUUUGGUAUAGUUUUUGCUGACGUCAUUGACGUCAUUAGCAGGGUUCACAAUUCGUCAUUUUCAUCAGCUCAGUGUUAAUGUAGUGUAGGUAGUAGUAUAAAUUCCCAGGAUACCAAGAAAUAUUUCCUCAAGAUUUUUCUUCAAGAAAAUUUAUAUUAAAUAUUGCAUGCAUAAAGUAUUAAUAAAUAAAUUUAUCAAGUUAAAUAACUACAGAACAAAAAAAAAUAAUAAUGACGGCUUCUAAAUUCAGUUCGAAUAAAUCUCAAGCUGAACCUCCAUUGUCGAGGCAUCAGAAAUAUCGGGAGAAAAUAUUCGACACCAUUAAUUCAAUCAAAAUAUUUCAAAAUAACCCCUCACUGAGUAACCUGACAGUAAAUUUCUUAUAUUACACGAUAAUUCUGGUCCGACUGAUUAUUCUUAUCCCACUCGUGGUUGCUUUAUCAUUGGCAUUUUGCACGAUAUUCAUUAUCGCCGGUAUCGCGAGCAAAGGAACAUUUUUGUGGAUGACUUCUCAGCUAGAGCGUAAACAUGUACAAAUGUGUGUCGGUGAAGAAUUUUACAACAGCGAAUAUAUUGUCCUGCAGCCAGAAGAGGAAAGAAUAAUGUGGAUAUGGUGUUUAAUUAUCGCAUACACCCUUUCCGAAUUAAUAAGUUCAUUUAUAUGCUUCAAAAAAGCUAAAAAUAAGCCUUCGCUGAGACAAUUAUUGUCAGUAAUUAUUCCAGAAACCUUCCAUACUAUUGGAAUUUCGUUGAUAAUCUUUGAAGUAUUGCCAAAACUAUCUCGAAGUAAUUUUGAGUUGAUCUCAAUUUGGUGCUUCAUUGAAGUGGUAUUGCGCACUUCGUUAUGGACGAUUUAUAAAAUAAAAAAUAUUAAACUCAAGAGUUUGCUGGUCGUGGCCGACAUAGUGACUUUGGGGAUUAUCAUUAUUCCCGCGAUAUUCUUUGAGUUUAGAAAAAAUCGUAAUAAUAGCGGUCGCUGGAUAACUAUCUUGGCAUUGGCUUUAAUCCAUGGCGGACUUUGGCAAGAUGUUCCAAAGAAUAUAUUCAGUUUUACUGGUAAUCUUCCACCUAUUGAAAAUGCCCGAAGUAAAUUAAAACCCGUAAAAGAUUCAAUUUUUGCAUGGGUAUCACUAUGGAAAAUAAUCGUUUUCUUUGCAAGUUCAUUGACAAUAUUCGCAAUGAAUCGUAGCAACACUACACAACUGUUCACAAUGUUUGGACCUGCAUUCAGUUCUCAUAAUGUAACUUUGAUUCCGUCUGACAUUGAUUUUAAAUCAGUAUUGAUUUCUAAAAGUUUACUUUUGCCAUUUUUGAUGGUGUCAUUUCAAGUAAUUUUAUCUAUUAUCAUAAAUAUGAAACCUAAUAUCAUGACUUUGCGUAUCUUCUCUGGAUUUGAUUUUCGAUCUUUCUGGGGAAUGAAUAUUAAUAUUUUCAUUCAGGGCGCAUUUACAGCGUUGUCUCAAUACAGUGGCUUUCUCAACUGCAAUUUGAUUUAUUAUCGUGUUCCCGAUUCCGAACAGUUAACGUAUUUCGUCAGAGCAAUUACAGAGUCUUGGGAGCUGCCAGAAGUUUGUCCUCUCAAACCUUCGAAAAACUUGUUCACUCUUUUACUACAAAUUUCAUUCGUCUGGAUUAUGGUAAACUUUAUUCUCCGAUCAGGAGUAUACAGUGAACUUUUAAAACGUAAAAAACCUGAAACUAAAACUCCACAAGAAGUUGAAGAUCACAGUGUUUCAAAAAACGAAACGGUUGAAGAAAAAGAAAAAUUGGAAUGUUGAUUAAGAAGAAUUUUCUUUAAUAAAUUCAAAAACUCGCUCAUAAGUUCAAUUACCUCAUUAAAUAUAAGUAAAAGCCAUCAAUUUUUUUGUAUUUUUGUAAAAUACCUGACAGUGUCAAUUAUACAGUUGUACGGAGAGAAAUUUCAAGUAAAUAUUCCUAUGCGAUUUAAAAAGUAUAGUUGACAUUACUGUACGAGUCUAGUAAUGAUUACAUUGUUGUAUACAGUAACGCAUUUUUUUGUUUGAUUUCGUUUUAACAGUUAAGUAAUUCGUACGUUAUAAGAGCAUAAUACGUGAAUUGCCGCAAUGUAACCAUUACUAUGCCGCAUAGGCCUAACUACAGUACAGUAAUGCUGAAUUUACUGAAAAUAAAAGUAAGAAGUACUUGAAAAAAAGUACUUGACAUCAUAGGACUCAUUAGUAUAAACAUAUUAGAAUUCACUAUACGAUAUAUUAAAAUUUACGUUAUUUCCUUUAUCGUGGAUUAAAUUCUAUACCGCAAAGUGAUAAUUACAUUACUUUUCGCUGAGUAUAGUAAUAACAACAUGACAUUUCUCUCCAUCUGUAUUUAAUUAUUGUGUGAAUAAAAGAAGUUUGUAAUA
Microplitis mediator is the source of this 2525-nucleotide messenger RNA. RefSeq lists its product as uncharacterized. The transcript is spliced from 5 exons. NCBI's taxonomy places the organism in Eukaryota, Metazoa, Arthropoda, Insecta, Hymenoptera, Braconidae. The coding region runs from base 376 to 1923 and encodes 515 amino acids. The record is from RefSeq and is a predicted model, not a curated record.